Fulmarus glacialis (Northern fulmar) is the source of this 820-nucleotide messenger RNA. RefSeq names its product retinoblastoma-associated protein-like. The transcript has 7 exons. Gene Ontology annotation, biological process: regulation of transcription by RNA polymerase II; cell differentiation; negative regulation of G1/S transition of mitotic cell cycle. Gene Ontology annotation, molecular function: RNA polymerase II transcription regulatory region sequence-specific DNA binding. Gene Ontology annotation, cellular component: nucleus; chromatin; Rb-E2F complex. The annotation marks the transcript as partial. The record is from RefSeq and is a predicted model, not a curated record. NCBI's taxonomy places the organism in Eukaryota, Metazoa, Chordata, Aves, Procellariiformes, Procellariidae.
AGCUGCAAUGAAUAACAUUCAACAAUUGAUUAUGAUUUUAAACUCAGCAACUGAUAAACCAUCAGAUACUCUCAACAUAUAUUUCAAUAAUUGCACAGUGAACCCUAAGGAUACUAUCCUGAAAAGAGUGGAAAGUCUUGGCCACAUCUUCAAAAAUAAGUUUGCUGAAGCAGUUGGACAGGGAUGUGCUGAAAUUGGCUCACAGAGAUACAAGCUUGGAGUACGUCUGUAUUUCAGAGUAAUGGAGUCUAUGCUAAAGUCGGAGGAGGAGCGCCUCUCAGUACAGAAUUUCAGCAAACUUCUGAAUGAUAACGUCUUCCACACAUCUCUUCUGGCGUGUGCUGUUGAGGUUGUCAUGGCUACAUAUGGCAGAAAUGCUUCACAAAGUGAUGGUACCAGUGCUGAAACAGACUUGUCUUUCCCAUGGAUUCUCAAUGUAUUUGAUUUAAAAGCUUUUGACUUCUACAAGGUGAUUGAAAGCUUUAUUAAAGCGGAACCAAGCCUAACAAGGGAAAUGAUAAAGCAUCUAGAACGCUGUGAACAUCGAAUUAUGGAGUCUCUUGCUUGGCAAUCUGCUGUGGGGUUAUACACCUGGAUUCGGGGAACACUGUUGUGCCUGAGCAGCGGGAGCCCCAUCCAUGUUCAGGUUUCUAGCUCAGGAGAAGCAUGCUGGCCGCAGGGGUGUAUGGAAGCAAUUGCCGUGCUUCAGACUGAAUCUGGUGGACCGCCUUGUGCCAACCGGCUCUUGCCACUUAAUUUCCUUUGCCGACACAGGCAAUGGGUACACGUCAGGCAGUUCCCUGAAUAUGCCCUGUUAUGA